Molecule: messenger RNA, 313 nt
Organism: Pezoporus flaviventris
Lineage: Eukaryota; Metazoa; Chordata; Aves; Psittaciformes; Psittacidae
Gene: BGLAP
Product: bone gamma-carboxyglutamate protein
Exons: 4
Coding region: 1-300 (99 amino acids)
Biological process (GO): osteoblast differentiation; regulation of bone mineralization; bone development
Cellular component (GO): extracellular region
Molecular function (GO): structural constituent of bone; hydroxyapatite binding; calcium ion binding
Source: RefSeq, a predicted model, not a curated record
AUGAGGCUCCUGCUCCUGCUGCCCCUCCUGGCCCUCCUGGCCCUUGGCCUCUGCCGCACAGCUCCGGAGGGCUCUGUCAGCACCGACUCCCUGAGCUCCAAAGCCUUUGUGUCCAAACGCGCCAGCACCGAGAUGCGGAGGCACAAGAGGAAUUACGCCUAUGACAGCAGUGCCUAUGGGGCCGUGCGGGACCCGCUGGAGGCCAAGCGGGAGGUUUGCGAGUUCAACCCCGCCUGCGAUGAACUCGCCGACCUCAUCGGCUUCCAGGAGGCGUACCGGCGGUACUACGGCCUCGCCUGAGCCCCACAGCGCC